Messenger RNA from Lolium perenne, 2326 nucleotides. RefSeq names its product subtilisin-like protease SBT3.6. Lineage: Eukaryota; Viridiplantae; Streptophyta; Magnoliopsida; Poales; Poaceae. The record is from RefSeq and is a predicted model, not a curated record. Gene Ontology annotation, biological process: proteolysis. Gene Ontology annotation, molecular function: serine-type endopeptidase activity.
AGACAAACCAAAGAACAUAAGAACAUAACAUUCUUCUCCAAAUCGAACAUGGAUUUGAGAACAGGACUCUGUUGUGCUCUGCUACUUGUGGCACUGUUGCCUCUUUCAGCUAAUGCGUCGAGCAAACUCUACAUAGUGUAUAUGGGGGAUAAGAAACAUGAUGAUCCAUCCGUGGUCACCGCGUCGCACCACGACGCACUAACAUCUGUUCUUGGGAGCAAGGACGAAGCCUUGAAGUCUAUAGUUUACAGCUACAAGCACGGAUUUUCUGGAUUCGCGGCAAUGCUCACGGAGUCUCAAGCUGAGGCACUAGCAAAGUUCCCUGAAGUUAUCACUGUGAAGCGUAACACUUUCCACAAACUGCACACAACUCGGAGUUGGGACUUUCUCGGCCUUGACUAUCAACCACCACAACAAUCCGGCCUCCUCCAGAAAGCCAAGUAUGGUGAAGAUGUUAUCAUCGGUGUCGUGGAUACAGGCAUAUGGCCUGAAUCACGAAGCUUUAAUGACAGAGGGUAUGGCCCUGUGCCGGCACGGUGGAAAGGGAAAUGCCAGACCGGCGAGCAGUUCAACACGACGAGUUGCAACAGAAAGAUCAUUGGGGCGCGGUCGUACCAUCGUGGUAUUAGUGCUGAGUCGCUCAAGAGCGACUAUAACUCACCUAGGGACAUCAACGGCCACGGCACGCACGUCGCCUCGACGAUAGCUGGUGUGGAGGUGCAAGGCGUGAGCGUAGGGGGCCUAGCUUCUGGAGUGGCACGCGGUGGGGCACCACGUGCACGGCUUGCCAUCUACAAGGCGUGUUGGGAGGGCGAUGGUUGCCCUGACGCAACGGUCCUCGCGGCUAUCGAUCAUGCCAUACAUGACGGCGUGGAUGUGCUAUCACUCUCGCUAGGAGGGUUCGGUCCUGAGUACUCCGGGACGCUGCACGCUGUGCAGAGAGGGAUCUCGCUCGUGUUCUCCGGUGGGAACGAUGGACCCGUGCCGCAGACGGUGACGAACACCGUUCCUUGGGUCACCACAGUGGCGGCUAGCACGAUUGACCGGGCUUUUCCAACACUGAUAUCGCUCGGGAAUAACGAAAAGUUGGUGGGCCAAUCUCUUAUGCACAAUGCGUCUCUGAUCAGCAGCGACUUUAAAGACUUAAUUUAUGCGAGGAGCUGCAGCGCGGAGUUAGUGGCGUCGAGCAACGUCACCGGCAAAAUCGUCCUGUGCAGUGCACCAGCGCAAGCAAAAUUCAGGCCGCCCGCGAUAGCACUUCAGGAUGCCCUCAAUCAAACCUUAAUGGCCGGCGCCAAGGGCCUCAUCUUUGCACAGUACACUACCAACCUCAUGGACGGCCUGGCUGGGAUUGAACGCAUUAUGCCCGUCGUGCUGGUGGAUUUUGAGAUCGCGCAGAGACUCAUAUCGUAUUUUGACACGGCAGGGAGUCCGGUGGUGAAGUUCUCCCCUACCAUGACCGUUGUUGGAGACGGGGUGCUGUCGCCGAGGGUUGCCUCUUUCUCCUCGAGAGGGCCAAGCCUAGCCUUCCCCGGCAUACUCAAGCCUGAUAUAACAGCACCCGGAGUUAGCAUCUUGGCAGCCAGACGCGACUCAUAUGUUUUGUAUUCCGGGACAUCCAUGGCUUGCCCGCAUGUGUCGGCGGUCACCGCUUUGAUCAAGUCGGUUCACCCUGACUGGUCGCCUGCCAUGAUCAAGUCCGCCAUUGUCACCACAGCAUUGGUGACCGAUCGUUUUGGUAUGCCGAUACAAGCAGAUGCGGUCCCGAGGAAACUGGCCGACCCAUUUGACUUUGGUGGUGGCCACAUCAACCCAGACAGGGCUGCUGACCCUGGUUUAGUAUACAAUGUGGAUGCAAAGGAGUAUAAUAAUUUCUUUAACUGCACUGUCGGAUUAUUAGAUGGUUGCGACUCCUACCAACUAAAUCUUAAUCUCCCUUCAAUCGCCGUGCCAAACCUCAAGAACCAGGUCACUACAUGGCGCACUAUCACGAACGUCGGGCCGGUGGAAGCAACUUACCGAGCGAUUGUUGAAGCUCCAGCAGGAGUAGCCGUGUCCGUGGAGCCAUCAAUGAUCAGUUUCACAGCAGGUGGCACUAGAAGCGUGACGUUUAAACUAACGUUUACGGCGAAGCAUAGAGUGCAAGGUGGGUACACUUUUGGUAGUUUGACAUGGUCUGACCAAAGUACGCACUCAGUGAGAAUUCCUAUUGCUAUACGGACCGUGAUACAGGACUUUGUUGCAGAUACAUCUUAAGUUCAAUUGUUCUCGCAUGUUUCUCUUAAAUAAAAGUUGGGGCAACCCUGGAUAUGUAUUAUUUAUUAUU